AUGGCACCAAAAAGACGCGCGAACCUACCGAACCUUCGUGAACGACCAUUGGAUGAAGUCUACGAACGCGAUGAGAUUGCACGACUACAACAACAAGUCGAGACGUUAACGCAGCAGUUAGCAGCGUCAAUGGCUCAACAUCAGGAUCCAAAUCCACAAGACGUGGAAGAGGAGUCUGAAGGUGAUGAAAAUCCAUUCGCCCAUCAACCAGUGCAGAGGAGACCAGCGCAUGAUGAGUCAAGGCGCUGGGAGACAGGCCUCAAGGUUGACAUACCAGAGUUCCAUGGUGGUUUGCAAGCGGAUGAGUACCUCGACUGGAUCAAUACAGUAGAUGAAGUUUUAGAGUUUAAACAAGUUCCAGAAGAUAGACGAGUAGCACUGGUUGCAACAAAGCUUAGAGGUCGGGUUGGGGCUUGGUGGCAACAGGUGAAGAAGACAAGGACUCUACAAGGAAAAGGAAAGAUCACGUGCUGGGACAAGAUGAAAAAAAAUAUGCGUUCUGCGUUUCUACCAUACAACUAUACACAGACGCUCUACCAACGGUUACAAAAUCUAAAACAGGGAAACCGUUCAGUUGAUGACUACACUACGGAGUUUUAUCAGUUAGUAUCGCGAGAUGCGAUUGCAGAGGAUGAAGAGUCACUGGUUGCGCGAUAUAUUGGCGGACUGCAGAUUCAAUUCCAAGAUGUCCUGAAUAUCUUUGAUGUAUUGAGCGUGUCGGACGCCCACCAGAGAGCAGUGCAGUUAGAGAAACAACUAGUGCGCAGAAAUACAGGGGGUCUGAACUUUGGAGGUUCUGGUGCAAAUACAAGCAAUAACAGCGGACGAACAGGGAGUAUGAAUUUCGGGGGGACCGGUGCAGGCAGUGCAAGUAGCAGUAGCACACGAAUAGCCAUUCCACCAUCUCCUAUUACCAAGCCUAUUAUGCCUACACACGUAACGACGCCUAACACAGCGGAGAGGUUGUUUUCAGACGUUGAGGAAAUUAACAGGGAACAGGAAGGCGAUGUUGAGGCAGAACCAGUUUAUGAUGAGGAAGAACGUUUAGAGGGGGAUGCUGGACCAAUGUUAAUGAUCCGGCGCAGCUGUUUAGCACCACGCGUGGUAGAGGAUGAUUGGUUGCGCACUAAUGUAUUCCAGUCCACUUGCACAAUUAGUGGAAAAAUCUGUCGGUUCAUUGUUGAUUCAGGUAGCUGUGAAAAUAUAGUGUCCGAGGAGGUGGUCCGUAAGCUACACAUGGCAACAAAAUCACAUCCUCGACCGUAUAAAUUAACAUGGCUAGAUAAGAAGAAUGAUGUUACGGUAUCAAGACGCAGCUUGGUGUCUUUUUCAAUCGGCACAACAUACAAAGAUCAGAUUUGGUGUGAUGUGGUCUCCAUGGACGCCUGUCAUUUAUUAUUGGGCAGACCGUGGUUAUAUGAUCGACAUGUGAUGUAUGAUGGGUUCUUGAAUACAUGCACUUUCAUAUUCAAUUCAAUCAAGGUUGUGUUGUUACCAAAAAAAGAAGUUACAGGCGGCACUCUAACAGGAGAAAACAACAAUUUAUUGACAAUGACUAAGUUUGAAGCAGAAGUCAAAGAAUCUGGAGUUGUCUACGUGCUGAUUGGAAAAAUGGAGGCUGAGAAUGGCAUUAUUCCAAGUUGCGUGGAGCCAUUAUUACAGGAGUUUGGAGAUAUUUUUCCAGCUGAGCUUCCUGAAACCCUACCCCCAUUAAGGGACAUUCAACAUCAAAUUAAUCUGGUCCCUGGUGCCAACUUGCCCAACAGGCCACAUUAUCGGAUGAGUCCUAAGGAGCAUGAAGAGUUACGGCGCCAAGUAGAGGAAUUGCUAACAAAGGGGCAUAUUCGAGAGAGUCUUAGCCCAUGUGCGGUGCCUGCCCUUCUAACCCCAAAAAAAGAUGGAACGUGGAGAAUGUGUGUCGAUAGCAGGGCCAUUAAUAAAAUUACAGUUCGUUACAGGUUUCCAAUCCCGCGGUUAGAUGACUUGCUGGAUCAGUUGAGUGGAGCCACAAUAUUCACGAAGCUGGACUUGAAGAGCGGAUAUCACCAGAUUCGUAUCCGGCCGGGAGAUGAGUGGAAAACGGCCUUCAAAACUCGGGAAGGACUCUUUGAGUGGUUGGUCAUGCCUUUCGGACUGUCUAAUGCCCCAAGCAUAUUCAUGCGAGUGAUGAAUCAAGCCUUGCGGCCUUACAUUGGUAAGAGCGUGGUGGUUUAUUUUGAUGACAUUUUAAUUUAUAGUGUUGAUCCUAGAAUGCACCUACAACAUCUCCGGGAAGUUUUGACCGUGUUACGUAAAGAACAAUUCUUCGCAGCAAAAGGAAAGUGUGUGUUCUUAAGUGACCAGGUCUUGUUUUUGGGAUACAUUGUGUCUUCUAAGGGGCUUUCAGUAGACGAGACAAAAAUUGAAGCAAUCAAACAGUGGCCACAGCCGCAAACCAUGACUGACGUUCGAAGCUUCCACGGGUUGGCAUCAUUCUACCGCCGCUUCAUUCCCCACUUCAGUGGCAUAAUGGCCCCAGUGACUGAUUACUUUUCAAACCCAUUUGAGCUACACUGUGACGCCUCAAAGCUAGGAAUCGGGGCAGUUCUGAGUCAAAAUGGCAGGCCUGUAGCCUUUUUCAGUGAGAAGCUUUCAGGGGCAAAAUUACGGUAUAACACCUAUGAUGUUGAAUUUUAUGCAGUGGUUCAAGCAGUGAGGCAUUGGCGACAUUAUCUGUUUCUUCAGGAGUUCGUCCUAUUUACUGACCAUGAUGCCCUCAAACAUAUGGGGAGUCAAGAUAAGAUUUCAUCUCGUCAUGCAUCUUGGGCUGCGUACUUACAACAAUUCACAUUUGUCAUCAAACACAAGGCUGGUACACUGAACCGGGUGGCUGAUGCCCUCAGUCGUCGAAAAAAUAUGCUGGUUGACAUGCGAGUCAAAAGAACAUUCAGAAUCACCAACAGAGUAACUUUGUCCUCCAUGAUGGAUUCAUCUUCAAAGGCACCCAACUAUGUAUACCUGAGUGUAGUCUCCGAACCAAAAUCAUACAAGAACUGCACAGAGAAGGACAUCUGGGAAGAGACCGAACUUACUUACUGGUGGCUGCGUCCUAUUUCUGGCCAUCCAUGUGGAAGGAGAUUGGUUGUUUUGUUGAACGUUGUAGGGUCUGUCACGUGGCCAAGGGAGGAGCCACCAAUGCCGGUUUAUACAUGCCACUUUCUGUUCCAGUACGACCAUGGACCGACAUCAGCAUUGUAUCGGUUGCAUGGGCUGUUAGAGUCAAUUGUGUCAGAUAGGGAACACUCGUUUCCUGAGCCAUUUCUGGCGGAGUCUUUGGAAGAUGGUUAA
Messenger RNA from Populus trichocarpa (black cottonwood), 3327 nucleotides. RefSeq lists its product as uncharacterized. The coding region runs from base 1 to 3327 and encodes 1108 amino acids. The record is from RefSeq and is a predicted model, not a curated record. NCBI's taxonomy places the organism in Eukaryota, Viridiplantae, Streptophyta, Magnoliopsida, Malpighiales, Salicaceae. The transcript is spliced from 5 exons.